CGGGCGGACAUCCAUGCUGAGCGCGUAAAAAUUAUCAAUUAAAAUCAAUUUAAUCGUUAAUCGGGCGCCUUCAUACAAACAACAACAACAAAAAAACAAAAAAAACACGGAAAAGCAGAAGAAAAUGCCCGCAAAAAAACAUAGGCGCCAGCACAAACAACAGGCCAAGGCUCAGGCCAAGGCACAGGCACAGGCUCGCGUCCAGGCGAAGGAGUCGGAGCUGGAGUCGGAGUCGGUGCCGGCGUUUCGCGUGGCGCACUCGGAACUGUUUGGACGCUAUUUGGUGGCGAAUCGUCAGCUGGCGGCGGGCGAGCUGCUCAUCACCGAGCAGCCGCUGGCCAUCGGGCCCUGCGUCAGCUGUGAGCCCGUCUGCCUCGGCUGCUAUCGCCCCGUCCAGCUGACGGUGCAACAAUAUCGCUGUCCCGGCUGCGGCUGGCCGCUGUGCGGCGCUAGCUGCCGCGGCCUGCAGCAGCGACGCCAUGGCCACACGGAGGAGGAGUGUGGCAUUUAUGGGAAGCGACGCUGGCUGGCCGCCGAGCUGCUGGGGGAGAGCGCCACGCCCGACCAGGUGCGGGAUCUGUACGAGCUGGUGCUGAUCGUGCGGAUCGCGCUGCUGCGCCACCUGGCGCCGGAUCUCUAUGCGCAGAUCCGGCGCAUGGAGUCGCACACGGCGGCGCGGCGCGAGAACCCGACUCUCUGGCAGCACUACGAGCAGAAGGUGGUGCGGCGGCUGCGCGACGACUGGCAGCUGGAUGUGGAGGCGGCGGAGCUGCACGAGAUCUGCGGCAUCUUGGACGUGAACUGCUUCGAGAUUGGGCAGCGCGGCGCCAAGGCGCGCACUCUGUAUCCGAGCGCGUUCCUGCUCGCCCACGACUGCAGCCCCAACACGGCGCACACGGAUGAUCCCGCCAGCUAUGCCAUUCUGUUGCGCACAUCGCGCGUCGUACGCGACCAGGAGCCCCUCACGCUCAGCUAUGCGUACACGCUGCAGGGCACAUUGAAGCGGCGCAGCUUCAUCCAGGGCGGAAAGCUGUUCUGGUGCCAGUGCCAGCGCUGCGCCGAUCCCCGUGAGCUGGGCAGCGACUGCAGCGCCCUCGUCUGCAAAUCCUGCCAGCUGGGCAGCAUGCGAGCCACCUCCCCGCUGGACCAGAGCGCCGACUGGGCCUGCGAUCGCUGCGCUCAUCGCCUCGGCGCUGUCCAGCUGGAGCGUCUCUUGGACCGCAUCAAUGACGAUCUGGAGUCCAUCGAUGUGCACGACAUUCCCGCACUGGAGAACUUUCUCGUACGGUACCGCGAGGUGCUGCGUCCGAAUCACUACCUGCUGCUGUCUGCCAAGUACUCGCUGUGCCAGACCUAUGGCCGGAUCGAGGGCUAUCUGCUGCCGGAGUUGUCGCCAGAGGAUAUAGAGCGCAAGGAGCGCUACUGUCGCGAAUUUCUGGCUGUCAUCGAUCUACUGGAGCCGGGUCUAACCCGUCUGCGUGGGCUCAUCAUGUACGAGCUGCAUGCCCCGAUUAUGGUGCUCGCCCAGCUGGGCAUGCAGACCGGCCAGAUGUCGCGCCAGGAGUUCCAGAAGCGCAUCAAGGAGGUCGUCAAGCUGCUCAAGGAGAGCGCCCACAUUUUACAGCUCGAACCACCCGGUUCCAGCGAGCACGAAAUGGGUCGAGCCGCCGCCGAUGCGCUCAUCAAAAUGGGCUGUUAAAACUCGAAGACAACCCAUCUAUAGAUAUACUUAGCCUUGUGUGCCCAUGCAUAUUUAUUGUUGUGGUCCAUCCGAACUCGACUCUCGGCCGAGCUGUCCCCAUGGAACUUGGUCCAAGUCCUACCCAUACCAGCAGCUGGCUUUAAAAUCCAUUUCGGCUGGAUUACUGUACUAUAUGAUAUAGUAUAACACUAUUGAAAAAAUCCAUCCCAAGUUCUGUUCUAGUGAAACUGUUUUUUUUUUUUUUUUGGUUUUACUUAACUAACAUAAGGUUGUAUAAUCAAAGUUCUAUAUUAUAAAGCUACCAUAGAAUUAAUUAAUCAUAGAAUUUAUAGCUCAAGAACAGACUUUUAUUCUGUAGAAUCUUAUCUUUAGAACUGCUUGUAAAAACUGUUAUACGCUGUGUCAAUUAAAUGUGGUGUGAAAAGUUAAAA
Messenger RNA from Drosophila montana, 2133 nucleotides. RefSeq names its product SET and MYND domain containing, arthropod-specific, member 4 (gene SmydA-4). The coding region runs from base 125 to 1699 and encodes 524 amino acids. The transcript is spliced from 5 exons. The record is from RefSeq and is a predicted model, not a curated record. Lineage: Eukaryota; Metazoa; Arthropoda; Insecta; Diptera; Drosophilidae.